AGACAUCUAUAAAAUAUACACACUCAUAUAUGUGUGCAUUUUUUUUAAUUGCCUGUGAUAGGAGUUGCAAAGUAUUUUUUUCACCCAGUUUGCCAUUUCUCUUGAUUUAAUUUAGGGGAUUUGGAGCUUUUUGGUGGUUUUCCAUGGGAAACAUACUUAAGUAGUAAAAUUCCAGUGCAUGUCUUUUGUGGCUCCUUGGUUUAGAAUCGUAACUACAGAGGCUUCUUCCUUCGCAGUCGUACAAAAGAGAGACUUCUGUGGUUUCUCCUGUGCUGUUACAGUCUCAUUUCUCAAAUUGAAAUCUGAUGCAUUUGAAGUUUAUCUGGGAAUAAAGUGAGAGGUAGGGAACGUAUUUAAUCACGUGGCAUUUGUAAUUUUAAUGUGUGGUAAAAUCGAUCUUUCUCUUGUUACCUUAAAAAAAAUUUUUUUCUUAUUUUUGUUUAUUGCUUUUCUCAUAGGAAGUUUAGAAUCAGAUUGUCCAGUUCUGUGAAGAAAAUAUUUCUGCAACUUGAGUGGGGUCACCCUAGACUUACGAGGGAAAGUGUCCGUCUUUAUGGUAUUGUCAUAAAGAUGACAAUACACCUUGUCAAUACACCGUAAAGAUGACAUCCAUACACCUUGUCAUCCAUUCAGGCAUUUUGGGGGGCUCCUUGCCACUGUAAUGCAUCCUUAGAGAUUUAGUGGCGUCUUGAGUCUGUUUUGAGGUGUGGUCUUUUUAUUGAUUUUGUUACCUCUCGUUGUCUUGCUGCGUCUUGAACUCAUUUCUCUGCUUUAUGUCCUUAUUUGAGAGAGUUUAAAAAUUCAUGGCGCUCUACCUGGUCAUAAACAUCGUGUGCUCAGUAGAGGCGUGUCUAGCGGUUAUUGGUGUUUUCUGUCCUGUCCUCUUUCCGUUUGACUCUCGGUUCCUUGUCUGCUGGUUCCUCCCCUAUUGUGACUCCUCUGGACUGAAGCACAUGCUUCCUGGCCCAGCUUUUACAGGAGCUCCGUGUCAGGGAGGGCCAGAGCCGUGUUCCAGGUGACAGGGACCAUCCCUUGGACACAGGCCUGUCCUUGCCGGCCCACUGCCAGGCUGCCCCCUCCAGAGACAGCUCAGCUGUGCUUCCUGGGCACCCGGACUUCUGACAUCUGGGAACAUGGUGCCCAGCCAGGGCCAGGGACACUCCUGCCUCCAGACAGGAGCCCAGGUGUGACGCCAACUUUGGAGACGUCUGCGGGCUUUGGCUAAGCUUGCCUUAUGGCCCCCUGUUUUUUUCCUCAUACAGUUUCUCAAACUGAGAUAUUCACAUAGGAUUCAUUCUUUCAAAGUGUACAAAUCAGUGGUUAUGGUACAUCACAGUGCUGUGCAGUCAUUGCCACUACCUGAUACCAGGACGUUUUCGUCUCUCUGAGAAGGAAACCCCUAGCUCACUGGCAGCCACUCCCUGUCCCCACUCCAGCCCCAGGACCACCGUCCCACCUCCCGGGCCUGUGGGUGACCUGUCCUGGACGUUCCACGCGCACAGAGCCAUCCGGCGUGUGCUCUCUCAGGUCUGGCUGCUUUCACAGAGCUUCCUGUUUUCACGGUUCAUCACGUUGUCACGUCGUGUGUCUUUUUAUUGCCAAAUAAUGUUUCGUUGUAUAGAUAAACCACAUUUUGGUCAUCCAUUCAUCAGAUGAUGGCCUUGGAAUUGCUUCCACUUUUGGGUUGUUACCAAUACAGCCAGCCAUUCACGUGUGAGUUUUUGGGUAGACAUACGUUUUCAGUUCUUUGGGGUCUGUACCUGGGAGUGGAGUUGUUAGCUCACGUGGUUAUCUGUUUGUCAUUUUUCUUUUAAAUUUUGGCCGUGCGGCCUUGUGGAUCUCAGUUCCCCGACCAGGGGUUGAACCCGUGCCUCAGCUGUGUGAGCACAGAGUCCUAACCACUGGGCCACCAGGGAGCUGCCUGUUUGUCUUUCUGGGGAAGCGCCGGAUGGCUUCUCUAAUGGCCGCACCAUCUUACAGCCUGCGCCCUGCUCCAGGCAGCGUCAGAGGGCUCCAGGUGCCCUGCCCCUUGGCCCUCUGCAGUUCUGGGCUCGGGCGUGGGAGGGAGCUCCUCCUGCUGGGCCACCUCAGUUCCAUUUGCAGGCUCCCCCUCCCCAGCACCUGGGCGUCCCCUCACGCGCAGUGUGUGUGUGUCUCUGGUUCCUAACGCUUUGGGGUGACUGCCGAGGGCGCAGCCUGCCAUCUGGGUGGAGCCACUUAGUUUGAGACUUAGGUAUGGGGGGGGCUUCUUUGUUAUGUUUUUUACAUAACUUUAGUUUGCCAGGGACACGGUUUCACUCUUUAACUCAUAGUAAGUGACAGAUAAAAUUGUUUUUCAUUUCGUGCCUUCUGUUUUUGUUUUUGCGGUACACCGGCUUCUCACCGUUGGCCUUUUGUUUUUAAUGUAGGAAAGAGUUGAUAGCUCAGCUGAAUACAGGGGGGAAGGUGGUAGACGGGCUCAUUCUUCUAAAACAUCAAAAAAGCCCCCAGCACAAAUGUUAAAAAAUAAAUAAGCGUUUGCCAUUUUUGCCACACGUCAAAAGAACUUAUUUCUAUGUAUUUCAAGAGACAGCCUUUUAGAGUUGGGUCAGCUGGCACCUGGCCCUGUGCUGGGCCAAGGGGAGGCGCCCAGCCUCAGGCGGGAAUGCCACAGCCUUGACGCUUCGACCUCGGCUGCGCGUGCGCCUGGGGGGGAUGCGGGGCUCAGCCAGGCAUUCUGUCUGGACCACCGCUGGAGGCAGGCGGGCCGGGGCUUCCGGGGCAGAUGAAGGGUGCCCUCACAGAGAUCAUCCAGCUCGCCACCCUGGACUCAGACCCCUGGGUUCUCAUGGUGGCCGACAUUCUGAAGUCCUUUCCUGACACCGGAUCUCUUAACCUUGACCUCGAAGAGCAGAAUCCCAACGUUCAAGAUAUUUUAGGAGAACUUAGAGAAAAGGUGAACGAGUGUGAGGCGUCGGCCAUGCUGCCGCUGGAGUGCCAGUACUUGAAUAAAAACGCCCUGACGACCCUCGCUGGGCCCCUCACUCCCCCAGUGAAACAUUUUCAGUUGAAAAGGAAGCCGAAGAGUGCCACGCUGAGGGCCGAGCUCCUGCAGAAAUCCACCGAGACCGCCCAGCAGCUGAAGAGGAGUGCGGGGGUGCCCUUCCAUGCCAAGGGCCGGGGGCUGCUGCGGAAGAUGGACACCACGACCCCGCUCAAAGGCAUCCCGAAGCAGGCGCCCUUCCGAAGCCCCACCGCCCCCAGCGUCUUCAGCCCCGCGGGGAACCGCACUGCCAUCCCGCCGUCGAGGACGCCCCUGCGGAAGGAGAGGGGCGUGAAGCUCCUCGACAUCUCCGAGCUGGAUAUGGUCGGGGCCGGCCGGGAGGCCAAGAGGAGGAGGAAGACCCUGGACGCGGAGGCAGUGGAGAAGCCAGCCAAGGAAGAGACGGUCGUGGAGAACGCCACCCCCGACUACGCGGCCGGCCUGGUGUCCACACAGAAACUCGGGUCUCUGAACAACGAGCCUGCGCUGCCAUCCACGAGCUACCUGCCGGCUACGCCCAGUGUGGUCCCUGCCUCAUCCUACAUCCCCAGCUCCGAGGCCCCGCCAGCCCCGCCUGCCCGGGAAGCCAGCCUGCAGGCCAGCCGGCCCCCCGAGGAGCCCAGCGCCCCCAGCCCCGCGCUGCCGGCACAGUUCAAGCAGAGGGCGCCCCUGUACAACAGCGGCCUCAGCCCUGCAGCGCCCACACCCGCGGCGCCCACCUCGCCCCUGACGCCCACCACGCCCCCAGCCGUCGCCCCCGCCACCCAGACGCCUCCGGUGGCCAUGGUGGCCCCCCAGGCCCAGGCCCAGCCCCCCGCCCAGCAGCAGCCCAAGAAGAACCUGUCGCUCACGAGAGAGCAGAUGUUUGCCGCGCAGGAGAUGUUCAAGACGGCCAACAAGGUCACACGGCCCGAGAAGGCCCUCAUCCUGGGCUUCAUGGCUGGCUCCCGAGAGAACCCGUGCCAGGAGCAGGGCGACGUGAUCCAGAUCAAGCUGAGCGAGCACACGGAGGACCUGCCCAAGUCGGACGGCCAGGGCAGCACCACCAUGCUGGUGGACACGGUCUUCGAGAUGAACUACGCCACGGGCCAGUGGACGCGCUUCAAGAAGUACAAGCCCAUGGCCAACGCGUCCUAGGGCCGCCGCCGUGCCACCGAGGCCCAGCCCGCUUGAGCUUUGGGUUCAGUUUCUCUGGGGUGUUUUGGACUUAUUUUCUAAAUUUUAAUAUGAGUCCCUUUUGUGUGAUUUAAGACACUUUUUUGCAUUCAGUGUUACAGUUCUGAAUGUUAAACUUAGCCCCGAAAGGUGUAACUUCCUAAUCUUGGCACCAGCUCUGCCUGUUAGACUUCCGUCUUUUCUCAGUUUUUCUUCAGUCCCACUGACCGCGAGAGAGGGCCUUUCUUGCUCGUGCAGCCCCUCUCCCCGCCCAUGCGGCUGAGGGACCAAAGGUGGCGCCUGGUGUGUCUGAGAACGGGGCGGGGACGGCCGCCAGUGCCCAGGGAUGGGGGAUGCCAGGACACGCUCACCACCCACAGGUUUUGUAUUUGUCUUUUGUACCGUUGUGAGCAUUUAAGACCAGUCCUUGGGUACCUGUUUUCAUUGUAAAAACUCCCUAAUUAAAGUUUAGCUUUUCUAAAGAAAAAGCACCAGA
Messenger RNA from Aethalodelphis obliquidens (Pacific white-sided dolphin), 4673 nucleotides. RefSeq names its product negative elongation factor complex member A (gene NELFA). The record is from RefSeq and is a predicted model, not a curated record. Gene Ontology annotation, biological process: negative regulation of transcription elongation by RNA polymerase II. Gene Ontology annotation, cellular component: NELF complex. The transcript has 11 exons. NCBI's taxonomy places the organism in Eukaryota, Metazoa, Chordata, Mammalia, Artiodactyla, Delphinidae. The coding region runs from base 2765 to 4159 and encodes 464 amino acids.